AACGCAGGCCAUUGCUUAGAGCUUUAAUCUGAACAGGAUUAGUGUCAGCUUGCACACAGAAGUAUAGUGCUGGCAAUGGCCUCUUCUCUGUCAGUGUUGUUGCUCCUGUGCCUGGCGGCAUCGGCCUCGGCGCAGCUUUCGCCGAGGUUCUACGGGAGGUCGUGCCCCAGGGCGCUGGCUAUCAUCAGGAGGGGUGUGACGGCCGCCGUGAGGAGUGAGCGCCGCAUGGGAGCGUCGCUGCUCAGGCUGCAUUUCCACGACUGCUUUGUCCAAGGCUGCGACGCGUCCGUACUGCUGAGCGACACGGCCACCUUCACCGGCGAGCAGGGGGCAGGUCCCAACGCCGGCUCCAUUCGAGGCAUGAACGUCAUCGACAACAUCAAGGCGCAGGUGGAAGCCGUGUGCGCGCAGACUGUCUCCUGCGCCGACAUCCUCGCCGUCGCCGCCCGCGACUCCGUCGUCGCCCUGGGAGGCCCUUCGUGGACCGUUCCCCUGGGGAGGAGGGACUCGACGACCGCGAGCAUGUCGCUGGCCAACAGCGACCUGCCGCCGCCGUCCUUCGACAUCGCCAACCUCACCGCCAACUUCGCCGCCAAGGGGCUCAGCGUGACCGACAUGGUCGCCCUCUCCGGCGCCCACACCAUCGGGCAGGCGCAGUGCCAGAACUUCCGGGACAGGCUCUACAACGAGACCAACAUCGAGACGGCCUUCGCGACAUCUCUCAAGGCCAACUGCCCCCGGCCGACCGGGUCCGGCGACAGCACCCUGGCACCGCUGGACACGACGACGCCCAACGCAUUCGACAACGUGUACUACCGCAACCUGAUGUCACAGAAGGGGCUCCUGCACUCCGACCAGGUUCUGAUCAACGACGGACGCACCGCCGGCCUGGUGCGGACGUACUCGUCGGCGUCGACGCAGUUGAACAGGGACUUCGCGGCGGCCAUGGUGAAGAUGGGGAACAUCAGCCCGCUCACCGGGGCGCAGGGGCAGGUCAGGCUCAGCUGCUCCAGGGUGAACUAAUUAAGCUAGGGAUCCAGCUAGAAUCCCGGGCGAUCAAACGGCGACGUACACAAUAAGGAUGUGGAGUUAUUGUAUUUGUGUACUGUUCAUGUACAAGAACGUUGUGUCAUUUCUGGAGUUAAUUGCAGAAAACUUGUUAGGAUUGUAAGAACCACAAGUCUACAAUUUUAUGCCAAAACCACUAAUUUCAA
This is a messenger RNA of Hordeum vulgare subsp. vulgare (domesticated barley), 1214 nucleotides long. Its product is annotated as peroxidase 70-like. Lineage: Eukaryota; Viridiplantae; Streptophyta; Magnoliopsida; Poales; Poaceae. Gene Ontology annotation, molecular function: heme binding; peroxidase activity. Gene Ontology annotation, biological process: hydrogen peroxide catabolic process; response to oxidative stress. The transcript has 3 exons. The coding region runs from base 76 to 1023 and encodes 315 amino acids. The record is from RefSeq and is a predicted model, not a curated record.